Saccharomycopsis crataegensis is the source of this 1215-nucleotide messenger RNA. RefSeq lists its product as uncharacterized. The transcript has a single exon. Bases 1 to 1215 code for a protein of 404 amino acids. Lineage: Eukaryota; Fungi; Ascomycota; Saccharomycetes; Ascoideales; Saccharomycopsidaceae. Gene Ontology annotation, cellular component: cytosol. Gene Ontology annotation, biological process: protein phosphorylation; intracellular signal transduction. The record is from RefSeq and is a predicted model, not a curated record. Gene Ontology annotation, molecular function: protein serine/threonine kinase activity; ATP binding.
AUGCCUAAGCUAAACAUUGGUAAAAAAGUCUCUAAUAUUGGCUCCGGCCAAAGUUCAAAAGUAGAACUAUAUUAUAAUGCUACCAGUCGCAAGUUCUAUACCGUCAAAGUCAUGAAUCGCGAGAUUAACCAGACUUUCAAUGACUAUAAAGAUAAAUGCUUAAAAGAAUACCAAAUCAGUCAACAUCUACAUUCGAGGUCUAAAUCGUCUCCUACUUCUGCUGAAUUUCUUGCCGAGAUCCUCGAUUGCAAAAUCGGGAUUCUUUCUAGGAAAGCGUCAUUGAUCAUGGAAUACUACCCCAUCACUCUUUCAGAUUACCUAAAGACCUCCCCGUCAACCAUGGCGAAGCUGGUAUUAUUUAAACAAUUGGCAUUUGGGGUGAAUCAUCUACAUAGCUCUGGAGUGUCGCAUCGUGAUCUCAAAAUCGAUAAUGUGUGCUUGGAUGUCCAUGGGACAAUCAAAAUUAUUGAUUUCGGCACCUGUGUUGUCAACGAUAGUGAGCAGCCGUCAACGGGGAUUUACGGUACUGACCCUUUCAUUAGCCCCGAGGCCAAUGGAUCAUUAACAUACUAUGGGACUAAGAAUGACCUCUGGUCGUUGGGAAUAAUAUUGUAUAUCUUGUUGAACAAUGAGUCCCGAAACACAAUUGUCACACAUUCAUCAUCAUCAUUAUCGGCGAACGAUCAGAUUACCAGGGAAUUAAACAUCAAGGGUAGUAAUGUUUAUAAUCAGGCGAUUAUUUAUCCAUGGGACUCAACGUCACCAAGGGAUUUGAAGUUUCUUGCAUAUCAGCUCCACGAGCUACAAGUGGAGCAUGAACAGAAGAGACAUGAAACAACCACCUCCCCACUUCUCGAGGAAAUAGACUCGAUUUUGAAUGAUAAUCAGCCACUACCCCAAGAAAUCAGAGACUACAGAUCGAUAACCGAGGAUGAUUGCACUUAUAAACUUUUGAAUUUGAAAAAUCGUGAAAAACUCACACCUUGUCCAAUAGAAAUUGGCAUUUAUCGCCUUUGGCGUAACUUAACUGAAAGAAGAAGUUGGAAAACAUUAUCAAGACUUUUAAAAAUUGAUCUGGCACUACGGGGAACCAUCGUUGAUGUGGUAAAUGAUGAUUGGAUUUUAGAGAUUGACGAUGCUCUUGAUAUCAAACAUGGAAAGAAGUAUGAUAAAAUGGUCCUUCAAAAACUAACCAAGUAUUCAACUAGAAAAUAG